Messenger RNA from Metarhizium album ARSEF 1941, 2343 nucleotides. Its product is annotated as lysophospholipase Plb1. Lineage: Eukaryota; Fungi; Ascomycota; Sordariomycetes; Hypocreales; Clavicipitaceae. The coding region runs from base 1 to 2343 and encodes 780 amino acids. The record is from RefSeq and is a predicted model, not a curated record. Gene Ontology annotation, cellular component: cytosol; intracellular membrane-bounded organelle. The transcript has 5 exons. Gene Ontology annotation, molecular function: A2-type glycerophospholipase activity. Gene Ontology annotation, biological process: glycerophospholipid catabolic process.
AUGGCCGCCCGAGAGCUCAUAGUCGUCUUGCUCAACCACACGAACGAGGAGCUCUCCCUCGAGCUGGGAUCCCCGCGCCUCGACCAUGGCGAAUGGAUGACGGACACGCCAGAGUCGGAGCCCCCUGGUGAGAUCAGAGCUGGAGAGAGCGGAAUGUGGCGUUGCAGGUCGCGCCACGUGGGCGCGGGGGCUGCUGGAACUGUUAGCUAUCGCAUCGUUGGGUACGGCGAGAACGACAGGAUUUCGCUGUCUUGGGAUGUUCACUAUGUCGGUCCAAGCAAGUUUGGGCACGCUGUCGCUUCGGAGGAAUUCACUAUUAAAGUGUUUGGUGGCAGCGGAAAGCAAGCUGUUGCUGUGUUUGUGCUCGGUGAAGCCAGCGCGAAUGUGAAGAAUUUCAAUAUUUUGGCAAAGGCUGAAGAUGGCGGCUGGAGAAUUCAGAGCGGCAUCCGCGAACUAGCAGACGCCUUGGGUGCUUGCAUUACAGCCAUGAUUCGCACAGCAGUCGCAUGCACGGCUCUUGAGAACCGAGCGGUCCCAAAUAGUCCCGAUGGUUACGCGCCGGCCUCGGUGUCCUGCCCUUCGCCACGACCGACGAUUCGGGCCGCCAGCGGGCUGUCGGCCAACGAAACAACAUGGCUCAGCCUUCGCGACAACAAGACCAUUCCAGCAAUGAAAAGUCUUCUCUCGCGUUUCAACAUCAGCGGCCUAGAUACCAGUGCGUACAUUGAUAAUAUCGUCAAGGAAGUUGAAGGCGGGAACCAGAGCGCCGUGCUACCCCGAAUUGGCGUCGCCGUGUCCGGAGGCGGGUACCGAGCUCUGAUGAACGGCGCAGGUGCGAUUUCAGCGUUUGACAAUCGCACAUCCAACUCUACGGGAAAAGGCCAGUUGGGUGGCCUGCUCCAGGCCACGACGUACUUGAGCGGCCUCUCCGGAGGAAGCUGGCUCGUUGGAAGUCUGUUCGUGCAAAACUUCACCACUGUAGACUCCAUCGUCCUGUCGACGAGUGGAUUUCUGAGUACGCUUUGGCAGUUUGAAAAUUCUAUUCUCCAAGAUUGUACCCUGCCGACACGCCACCAGCUAGGUCCGGAGGGUCUGCGUCCUGGACAAUACUACAACGAGCUGUAUCAGAGCGUUCAGGAUAAAUCAGAUGCUGGAUUCAACACCACAAUCACCGAUUACUGGGGACGGGCGUUGUCGUAUCAACUCGUAAACUCGACAGACGGAGGGCCAGCGUACACAUUCUCGUCGAUUGCCAACAACACCGAAUUCAUGGCUGGCAACUCACCCAUGCCCAUCAUCGUUGCGCUCGAGCGGGCCCCAGACCAGCGUCAAGUUCCGCCCAACGCGACCGUGUUCGAGUUCAACCCCUGGGAAAUGGGGUCCUACGAUCCAGAAGCGGCGGCCUUUGCGCCUUUGAAAUACGUCGGUUCCGAGUUCAACGGCGGCACGAUCGGCCGGACGGCGAAAUGCUUUACGGGCGUAGACAAUGCGGGCUUCGUCAUGGGCACGUCGUCGUCGCUGUUCAAUCAAGCCUUCUUGCAGAUUGGCAAGGUAUCAGGGGUCCCGGACGUCCUUACUCGAGCACUCAACAAGACGCUGGGGAGCCUUGGUGAAGAGAACCGGGACGUUGCGAGUUGGCCGAACCCGUUUUACAAGCUCGAUGGCGGCAACAGGGUCAACGCCAACGCCAGCCUCGUCACAUUGGUCGACGGCGGCGAAGCGCUGGAAAACAUCCCGCUGCAUCCGCUCACUCUGCAGGCGCGCAACGUCGAUGUCAUCUUUGCCAUUGACGGAUCGGCCGACACGCAGAGCUUGUGGCCGAACGGCACAAGCCUUGUAGCGACGUACAACCGAUCCACGAGCGGCGAGGAGACGAACAACACUGCCUUUCCGGUCGUCCCCGACGUGAACUCGUUUGUCAAUCUGGGCCUGAACAGGCGGCCUACCUUUUUCGGGUGCGGCAACGCCUCGGCGGGCGCGCUGAUUGUGUACAUGCCCAACACUCCGUACACGUUCUACGCGAAUGUUUCGACGUUUGACCUUUCGUACAAUGAUUCGGAUAGAAAUCAGAUUAUCCAAAACGGAUACAAUGUGGUGACUUUGGGGAACGGCACUGUGGAUUCGAAUUGGACCGUGUGUGUUGGCUGCGCCGUGCUGGCUCGCAGUCUUGAGCGGACGGGAACCAGCAUCCCGCCCGCAUGUGUGGACUGCUUCGAGAAGCAUUGCUGGAAUGGAACGAUCAACUCUACCGUCCCGUCGACGUUUGAGCCGCAGAAGGUGAUUAGGAGCUCGGCCGGGCGACGGGCGCAGCCGCGAAGACGCGGGAUCGUGCUGUUGUCCUGA